Messenger RNA from Erinaceus europaeus (western European hedgehog), 942 nucleotides. RefSeq names its product olfactory receptor 51A4-like. Gene Ontology annotation, molecular function: G protein-coupled receptor activity; olfactory receptor activity. Gene Ontology annotation, cellular component: membrane. Gene Ontology annotation, biological process: G protein-coupled receptor signaling pathway. The record is from RefSeq and is a predicted model, not a curated record. Lineage: Eukaryota; Metazoa; Chordata; Mammalia; Eulipotyphla; Erinaceidae.
ACAAUGUCAAUUUUUAAUUCCACUGAUGUGGAAAUCUCCACCUUCUUCCUCAUUGGGAUUCCAGGAAUGAAGCAUAUUCAUAUUUGGGUCUCCGUCCUCAUUUGUUCAAUAUACCUCAUCGCCAUCCUAGGGAACUGCACCAUUGUCUAUUUCAUAAAGACAGAGACCUCUCUGCAUGAGCCUAUGUAUUAUUUCCUCUCUAUACUGGCCUUUUCCGACCUAGGAUUGUCCAUCUCUUCCCUUCCAACUAUGCUGAGGAUUUUCUUGUUCAAUGCUACCGGAAUCUCCAGUGAUGCCUGUUUUGCUCAAGAGUUUUUCAUUCAUGGAUUCUCAGCGAUGGAAUCAUCCAUUCUUCUUGUCAUGUCCAUUGAUCGCUUAAUAGCCAUCUAUCAUCCUCUGAGAUACACCUCCAUCCUGACCAAUGACAGAGUCAUUAAAAUUGGACUUGUGUUUGUUACAAAAAGUAUCUCGUUGGUCUUUCCUUUCCCCUUUAUACUAAAAAGACUGAAAUACUGUAAGAAUCUUUUAUCCCACUCCUACUGUCUCCACCAGGAUGUCAUGAAACUGGCCUGUUCCGAUAACAGAGUCAAUAUCAUCUAUGGAAUGUUUGUGGCCCUAACAGGUAUGCUAGACUUGCUGUGCAUUUCUGUGUCCUACAUGCUGAUCCUGAAGACUGUUGUUGGCAUUGCCUCACACAAGGGCCGUCUCAAAGUCUUUAACACGUGCAUCUCCCACCUCUGCGCAGUACUGAUCUUCUACGUGCCUGUAAUCACGUUGGCUCUCAUUUACCGCUUUGCCAAAAGUGUUUCUCUAGUUGUUAAGGUCUUAGUAGCUGAUACUUUCCUUCUUGUCCCUCCUCUAAUGAAUCCCAUUGUGUACUGUGUGAAGAAUCAGCAGAUUCGAAAUCUUAUCCUGUCCAAAUUAUGUGUGAAGCAAGGUUGA